Messenger RNA from Synchiropus splendidus (mandarinfish), 4667 nucleotides. RefSeq names its product adaptor related protein complex 1 subunit gamma 2 (gene ap1g2). Gene Ontology annotation, cellular component: AP-1 adaptor complex; membrane coat; Golgi apparatus. Gene Ontology annotation, biological process: receptor-mediated endocytosis; Golgi to vacuole transport; intracellular protein transport. NCBI's taxonomy places the organism in Eukaryota, Metazoa, Chordata, Actinopteri, Syngnathiformes, Callionymidae. The record is from RefSeq and is a predicted model, not a curated record. The transcript has 22 exons. Gene Ontology annotation, molecular function: clathrin-cargo adaptor activity. The coding region runs from base 163 to 2544 and encodes 793 amino acids.
CACUACGUAGCGUUUGACGGGCAGGUGUAUGGACCGCAUACAGGUCCCGGCUGUCUAGUGAGGUGACUGACAGCUGUUUUCUAUCGGAAAACGGUCGGUACCAGCGGUCCAGUAAUCAGAACUCGCCGUCUCCGACCCGAACGCACACACGGACGCACAGCCAUGUCUCCCUCAGUGCCCCUUCAGGAGAUGAUCCGGGCCAUCAGGUCAGCCAAGACUCAGUGUGAAGAGCGAGGAGUGAUCCAGAGAGAGUGUGCCGCCAUCCGUGCCCAGUUCAGACAAACUGACAAUGGUUGUCGGUCCCACAACCUGGCCAAACUUCUCUACGUGCAUAUGCUGGGCUACCCUGCGCAUUUUGGUCAGAUGGAGUGUGUUCGGUUGAUAGCAAGUUCCCGCUACAGUGAGAAGCGAAUGGGAUACCUUGGCGCCAUGAUGCUCCUGGAUGAGAAGCAGGAUGCCAGUCUACUCAUCACUAACUCCAUUAAAAAUGACCUCUCUCACAGCAGCCAGUAUGUCCAGUCUCUGGCCUUGUGUACGCUGGCCUGCAUGGGAUCUGCUGAGAUGUGCCGAGACCUGGCACCAGAGAUCGAGCGGCUGCUCAGAGCAUCCAACUCCUACAUCAAGAAGAAGGCUGCAUUGUGUGCCAUACACAUUGUGAGAAAGGUUCAUGAUCUUGGGGAGCUUUUUGCCCCGACUGCUCGCUCCCUGCUGACAGAGAAGCACCACGGUGUGUUGCACGGCGCGGUCGUACUCAUCACCACAUUGUGUGAGAAUCCUGAGACGUUGGAACGCUUCAGGAAGACGGUUCCAGAUCUGGUUCAGAUCAUGAAAACUCUGGUCUUCUCCGGUUAUUCACCAGAGCACGAUGUAGCAGGAGUCAGCGACCCAUUUCUUCAGGUUCGCAUCUUGAGGCUGCUGAGAAUCCUCGGGCGCAAUAAUGAAUCCGCAAGUGAUGCCAUGAAUGACCUACUUGCUCAGGUUGCUACUAACACUGAUAGCACAAAGACUGUGGGUAAUGCUGUCCUCUAUGAAACCGUCCUGACCGUGCUGGACAUCAAGUCAGAGAGUGGCCUCAGGGUUUUGGCAGUGAACAUCCUGGGACGGUUUCUUCUCAACAAUGAUCGUAACAUUCGAUAUAUUGCAAUGACAUCUCUCCAGAGGAUUGUUGGGACGGACAACACUGCUGUCCAGCGUCACCGUGGGACCAUUGUGGAUUGCCUUAAGGACCCAGAUGCUUCUGUCAAGCGCCGUGCUCUAGAACUUUCUUUGGCGCUGGUGUCUGCCAGCAACAUCCGCUCCAUGAUGAAGGAGUUGUUAAUCUUUCUCUCGUCCUGUCCUCCUGAGCUGAAGUCCCAGGCUGCCAGUGGAAUAUUCCAUGCUGCAGAGAGGUAUGCACCUUCGCAGCGCUGGCAUAUUGACACUAUUCUGCAUGUCCUCACAACGGCAGGGGCUGACGUAAGAGAUGAAACAGUCCCAAACCUAAUCCAGCUCAUCACAAACGCCUCAGAGCUUCACUGCUACAUCGUCCACAAGCUUUACCGUGCUCUGCUCAAAGACAUCGCCCAGCAAUCUCUGGUUCAGGUGGCGUGCUGGUGUAUUGGAGAGUAUGGGGACUUGCUGUUGAAAGGAGAGUGUGAGGAGAUGGAACCUGUUCAGGUUGCAGAGGACAACAUUCUGGAUGCUCUAGAGACAGUACUGCAGUCCCACAUGUCGUCCCCGGCUACCAGAGGCUUCGCCCUCACGGCCACCAUGAAACUGAGCACACGGAUCACAGAAAAUGUGGAUCGGAUCAGAAGCAUCGUCAGCAUCUAUGGCAGCUGUAUAGACGUGGAGCUCCAGCAGAGAGCAGUGGAGUACAACGCUCUUUUCAAGAAAUACGAUCAUAUGAGAGCUGCUGUGUUGGAGCGGAUGCCUGUGAUUGAGAAAUCUUCUGCCAGCACUAAUGGAGAGGCGGCAGAAGGGGGCAGCACUAACAUCCAGGUGACUAGAGCUAAAGAGGAGAAACCACAGCUGCCGCAAGAACCAACACCCCAGGUCUGUGAUCUCCUGGACUUGUUGAGCAGUGCAGAGGAGCCACAGAAACCCACUCCAGCUCCAUCAGGGGAGCCAACUAACAAACAUUACCCUGCAGCAGGAGACCUUCUGGACCUGUUGGGAGGUUUAGAGCACACUUUUACCCCGGCAGCUCCCGAGGAGACAGUGUACCAGAAGAAUGGGGUCACAUUGACCCAGCGCUGUGAGAAGCAGUCAGAGUCUGGCGUGACGGUCGUACUGACAGCUUCGAACUCUAAUAGUGCAGACAUCACUUGCUUCACCCUGCAAGCUGCUGUGCCCAAGAGUAUCCAGUUGCACAUGAAGGCCCCCAGUGGAGACAACCUUCCUGCUCUGGGCUCCUCUAAAAUAACCCAGGCAGUGGUUCUGAACAACCCAAACAAAGUCACUCUGAAAAUGAGGGUGCGCUUGUCAUACACUAUUCAGGGCUCAAAUGUCCAGGACACCGUCCAGAUAGAGUCCUUCCCAGCGCUCAGUCCUGCUGGUCACUGACUGUCAGCUGGCCCUGCUGGGGUCAGAGUGAAAACAGGGCAGCUCUGGGUAAGCUCUAACUCACUACCCUGAUGAAGUGAAGCAAAGCAUUGUGGAGUGUUUCCAGCUGCUGAACUGUUUUUUCUUUUGAGUCGUCAACACUGGAGCGCCACGCCUCCCCCCAGUUGUCCGCGCGGAUGUUCGGACACUUUUACUUGAUUAUGGAUUGGUACUGUCCGAGAUGGUAACUGGGAUUUUAUAUUACUCCUGUCGAUUGCACUCCUUUUAAGUCAUGAGGUGAUCAAGUUGGUCUCAGAAAUUACUUUAUCGCUACAUUUUCCCAUGUGAAAUGACAAAAUAGAAGGUGUGUAUGACUCAACACCUUAUGGCUGGAGACUCAACACCUUAUUGCUCCUCAAUCAAUAAGCUGUAUUGAUUCGAUUUUUUGCAUUUUGUCAACAUAGAACCCAGGUGCCCUCAUGACUAACUUUUGACGAUUGACACUAGCUUUUUCUUCUCGACCCGCCGAAGUCUUCCCAGUCUGUCUUGAAGGCUUUCAUUCAUAUCCGCCUUGAUAGUUCCCCGUAAAUCGGACCCUGAUGAUGCCUGGGGUCACUGGGCCACUUUGUUGGACGACUAUCCUGGAACACAAGGAGCAAUAAAGCAGAUGGUUCCCCCACUACCCUCUGUCAACUCAAAACUGAGCAUCACCUCUGGAUGAUGCUGAGGAACUCACCUGACCUGGGACCAUCUUCCAGCAGGUUGCAUGUCACGACUGUCUGUCACUUUGUUUUUCGAGGAACUUCUGGGGUCAAACUCAGUCUCGUUGGCGGUGCGUAUCAUGUGGCCCUUAGAAUGACUUGUGUGAGCCGUGUAAACAUGAAGUCGGUAUCCUUUUAGUUUUAAUUCUACUUGACUUGAGUCUACGAGAGGGCACUCUUCACUGUAUAAUCUUUGGUUCUGCUACACCCAACUUUUAAAUCUGAGAGCGCCACCUGCUGAGCUCUGAAAAUGAAGACACUGCUUCAUCAGCCCAUCGAACGGUUCUACUGCCCUGUCAGUUGGAAAUCCAAGUCAAGAGCAAGUUUACAUUGAAACAAUAAGGCUUGAAUUGUCAGACAACUGUUUGACAGUCAUGGCCACCGAGCAUUUAAGUUGCUCUUCUUUUAGUCAUUCAUUUUCCUGAAUGAACAUUGUGGGGCAACUGUCAUCACUUCGUCAUAUUUGCGCAGCUUACUUGAACAACUGUUUGUAUUCCAUCAGGACCAAUAUUGCUCAUUUUUAAUAGCUACUUAUGCUUUACAUUAGUUUCACCUGGUAACCUGGAUGUGUCUUCAUUUUCCUUUUUCAAGAUGUCUGAAGUCAGUAUUGUGGUGAUGCUGAUUGGGGGAAAUUGAAAGAGAAGCUGUACUUGCCAAGUGUGGGGUUUCAUUGGAGCAGGUAUACUUCACAAAUAAGAUGCAGCAUUUACCAGAUCGGUAUCGAGCGUGUUCCAGUGAUUUGCUAAGCCUGAAGGAUCACAGCACUCAGGAAAUUACCCUGUGUUGUCUCACACUUGUCUUCGUUGCCCCUGUGUGCCUUAUACAGAAAGACCUCGAACGUUCUCAUGAAGUCAAGGAGUAUGUUUUAUUCGUUUUUGUGAACGUCCUUUUGUUCAAUCACCAGCAGCACCUGCUUCAAGGUUUCACCUCGCUAGUUCAUUCACAGAUAAGCAGGAUCCAGUAGGAUGCAUAUCAUGUUUGGGAUGUGAAGGUGAAAAAUCACAAGCCUCACUGAAAAUCGAAAACCAAUCUGAUCACCCACUGCUCAAAGGUCAUGUGUCGUCGGGUUCAACUCUGUUCUUUUGUGGGAACUCAAUAAAAUCACUUGCCAAAUGCCCAGUGUGCCGCAUGUUUGUGCAUUGUCGACAACUCUCAGUGCAACUUCAGUGUUUAUUAAUAAGCAAAAAAAUCACCAGAAUGUCGACCUGCCAGAUGUCAGGAAGCCAAUGUGGGUAACAAAAACAUUUACAAAGAAAUCACAACGUCCUCUUUUUUUUCUUUCCUGAAGUUAGUGGGUGGAUUGGUUUUGGAUGCGGCCCGGUCUCUGCACCAUCACACAGAAGAUAGCUGAGGGGUUGGCUGAUGAGAGCUGCUCAGGACGAU